Colletotrichum graminicola M1.001 is the source of this 2031-nucleotide messenger RNA. RefSeq lists its product as uncharacterized. Gene Ontology annotation, biological process: transmembrane transport. Bases 1 to 2031 code for a protein of 676 amino acids. The transcript has 4 exons. Gene Ontology annotation, molecular function: myo-inositol:proton symporter activity. The record is from RefSeq and is a predicted model, not a curated record. NCBI's taxonomy places the organism in Eukaryota, Fungi, Ascomycota, Sordariomycetes, Glomerellales, Glomerellaceae. Gene Ontology annotation, cellular component: membrane.
AUGUAUGAAAUGGGCACCUUCGCAAAGGAUGGGUCGCACUCUGCGAACGAGGGGCUGACUACACAAGCCCAUCGUCGCCGGAUAAACGAGCGAGCAGUAAUCGAGAAUCCCCUUGCUGGUUAUACGGAUGAGCAACUGGAAGCAGAUGUUGCAUCGUUCGCCCAGGAACAUCUAAACGUCGACACGGCAGAGUUGCUUCGAGCAGCGCGCGUAGCUAAAGACAUCAGGCUGUACGACGAAGUUGCCAGAAACUCGAGCGAGAGCGCUAAUAGAGAGCUUCCGGUCCAGCUGACCGGAGAGGAAAAACGAGCACUUGUACGGGAACGCGAUGUUCCGUUCAGCGAAAAGGGGAUGUGGACAAUCAUAGUCACAGUAUCACUAGCAGCCUUUCUGCAGGGCCACGUCCAAGCAUCACUUAACGGUUCGUCGCUGUACGAUACCCAAUUCGGUCUCAACACAAUCGCCGAGAAGGAAGAUGGUAUCGCGACCGGAAGAGAAGCUCCGCUAGGAGCCGAUGACUGGAAGCUCGGUGCUGCCAAUGCGUCACCGUUCUUCUUCGCGGCGGCGUUAGGCUGUCCCCUGGCACUUCCUGUGAACCAUUACUUGGGUCGCAAAGGAGGCAUGAUAAUUGCGGCGUCGUUGAUCUUGGCCAGCUCUCUUGCCUCGGCCUUUGCCACGGACUGGCAUCAACUCUUUGGCAUCCGUCUGGUUAAUGGCAUUGGGAUGGGUCUCAAAGCCGUCAGCACCCCUAUUCUUGCUAGCGAGACUGCAGUGGGUUACUGGCGUGGCACAUCCAUUCUCGCGUGGCAGUUGUGGGUGGCGGCGGGAAUGAUGGUCGGGUUCGCCUUCAACCUGAUUUUCGAUACAACGCCAGACUCGAACAAGAGGCUGACCUUCCAGUUGAUGGUGGCAGCCCCCAUGGUGCCUGCGCUAGCGCUGCUGGUGUUUGUCAUCUGGUUCUGCGACGAAAGCCCGCGAUACUUGAUGCGGGUGUCGAGCCCGAGCUACGACCCACGACGGGCGUAUGAGAUUCUCAGGAAGUUGAGAAACACCGAGUUACAAGCCCUACGGGACAUUUACCUGGUCCACAAGUCACUCGAGCAGGAGGAGCUGCCCAGCGUCGACGCGAGCUCUCAGUCGGCACAAGGCUUUGCCGUCACCAUCGCGGGCUUCUUCCGCCAAUGGAGGCAGCUCUUCCUUAGGCGACGGCUUCGGAACGCCCUGAUCAGCAGUUCGACAUUGGCCUUGGCGCAGCAGCUCUGCGGUAUCAACGUACUGGCGUUUUACUCGGGCACGCUCUUCAGCCGCGCCGGCGUGGACAAGCGGGACUCGAUGAUCUUCAGCCUGGGCUACGGCGCGGUAAACUUCGUCUUCGGCCUCCCGGCUAUCAGGACCAUCGACACGCUGGGGCGGCGCAAGUGGCUCAUGCUGACGCUGCCGGCGAUGUCGCUCUUCAUGCUGGUCGCGGGUGUGUCGUUUCACAUCAGCAACCGUGACGCCCAGGUCGCGGUGUUUACGCUCUUCAUCUUGCUGUUCGCUGCGACGUACUCGCCCGGGCUAGGCCCGAUCCCGUUCACGUACGCGUCGGAGAGCUUCCCGUUGUCGCACCGCGAGGCCGGCGCUGCGUUUGCCAUCGCCGUCAACCUGGGGUUUGCCGGGUUGCUUUCCAUGUUCUUCCCGCGGAUCAACUCGGGGUUGGGGGACGGCGGGUCGCUGUAUCUGUUCGCGGGGCUCAAUAUGCUCGCGUUGAUCAUGGUUUUUCUGUUGUUGGAGGAGACAAAGAGGAGGAGCCUCGAGGAUCUCGAUUUGGUGUUUGCGGUAUCGAAGCGCAGAUUUAUUGGACACCAGGUGUCGGAGUACCUGCCAUGGUUCUUCAAGAGGUAUCUUCUGGGAAGCAAGACGAGCAAACCAAGUUUGUACAUCGACUUGAUCUGGGGACCUAGAGACGAUGAAAGGGCCCGUAUGGGAGAUGCGGAGGACACAGGGCGCAGAGACAGCGCAGAGUCAGACCGAGAUAGCACCCAUGCUUGA